AUCGGCCGAAAACGGCCUUUGUGUUGUUUGAGGGCACGUGGCAGUGGGUUCGGUGUCCGAUGGGAAUUUGCAAUGCACCUGCCAUGUUUCAGCGAGCGAUGAACAUGACGUUCCAGAAUUUCGUCAACAAGACACAGCUGACACAAGGGAUGAUUAACUUCUUCGUAAUCGUGUACAUGGGCGAUAUCCUGGUCUAUUCGGAAACCUAUCACGGACACGCGCAACAUAUCGAAUGGACAUUGGGCGCGUUGAGAGACGCUGGGUUCAACAUUGCGCUCGAGAAAAGCGAAUUUUUCCUCCCGGAAAUUUCGUUCUUGGGCUACGUCGCGACACGUGGAGGAUUGCGGCCGGACUCAAGAAAAGUUGUGGCGGUGAAAGAAGCCCCGGUUCCCACAUCACUAACGCAGGUUCGAGCCUUCUUGGGGCUGGCGUCGUACUACCGGCGCUUCAUCAAGGUUCAUUCUCAUCACGGACUAGCAACCGGAAGCGAUUUCCGCUAUUCUAGAGCAGAAGAGGAGGCAGAAGAAGAAUCGGAAGGAGAAUUGAGGAGAGAAGUCGGGGAAGCAGCGGCCCGGUUGGCCGAGGACGAGGAAGAAGAACGCGAAGCAGCAGAAGAGUCGGCGGAAGCUGAAGAAGAAGAAGAGGAAGAAGCAGGGGAGGAGACUUCGGAAGAAGAGGAGGAAGCCUAUAGUGAGCACAACGAGGGCGAGCCAAGUGAAGAGGAGUACGAAGACGACGACGAAGAGGUGGAAAGCGGAGACGACCAGGAGCCAACGCGCGACGACGAGCUCGAGUGGGUGCCAGGACCGGAUCGACGAGAGGGGAGCCCUGAGGCUGCCGCACAGCGCAAGAAAGAGGUCGCGGAGGGAAAGAGGUCGGCGAUUGACCCCCCAUUGAACGAUUCUUCCAAGGAUCUCGAGCUGCCCAAGCCGGAACAUGGGAACCUUGCUGCCAUGACCUCGAACGUCGUGACGACAAGGCGCCGACCCCGAUCCUGAUCCCCGUCACCCUCCGCCUCCGCCCGUCCCCCAAUUCGUCAACGUGUCAAUGAGGAGCUUCGCCCUUCGUCCCCGAUCCAUAUACCACCGUC
Messenger RNA from Chara braunii, 1090 nucleotides. Lineage: Eukaryota; Viridiplantae; Streptophyta; Charophyceae; Charales; Characeae. The record is from the annotation of a GenBank genome assembly.